GGACCGGACAAAGUUCUUCCAGCUGGCGAUGAGUUGUGCAACGGUGAACUCGUCCAACGUUUGAAGCUCCCGUCAUCCGAGACGUUCAGUAGUUGAAUGCUAUUUCCUCUCAUUUCCAAUUGUUACAUAUGAUUCAAGCUGCCAUGGCUUCCGCAUCGUCUCCUCCGGUGGGAUAUCACCAGCAGGAGCUUCCUCUCGUUCGACUUCCGGAGCCGUUCAAGACUGCCUACGAGAUCCAAGUUGCCUCGACAGACCAGACAUGGAAGAUAUUUCGAUUGGCGCUGAGCAGCUUUGAUGACGGUGCAAUUGCUCCUCCUGAACCUCUUCAUCACCCGUCUCUCGUUUUCAGCGAGCUGUUGACGCCCGAUCCAUCGCAAACACCGCCCGAAGGCAACAACUCUCCAUGGGCGCGCGCGAAGCGAAGCCCAGCAUGCUACUUGACAUGGGAUGGGGAAGAUACACCUUCCGUGGGACAGAUUUGGAAUGUCGUCUAUGCGAUUUUCUCGUUGCGACCAGACCCUGAGAUCUUCCGCCUGGUCUUGUCGGGCGUUGGCAGAGAGCUUCUCUCGAAGGAAUUGGAAGCAGUCGGCUUAGCGAUCCAGCAUCCUGAUCCCUCUGCGCCGCCAAACCAGCCUAUUCCGCAAUCCAGCGAUCAUGUUGGGCAAUUGGUGAUCCUGCGCCGGACCUUCUGGCAAGGCGCUGGCUGGCCAUUUGGUCCUCGUGCGCCGUGGGUUUCUGACCCAAGUAUCUAUUCUUCCUACCGUCGUCCACUCACUGCGUUCCCACUUCACCCUCUCGAAUACACUCUGACGACCAAGUUUCCCGAUGUGCGCGUGCACGCUCAUCACCCUGUCAGACCUGUAAAGCCAACUCCGGGGUCGACGAUAUACAGCCGGUAUAUUCCUCAUCUGAAGGAGUACUUUUCCAUGGUAGCUCUCGAUUACGAGAACGAUGAGCACCUCCAACUGUUCCACAAGUGGCAGAAUGACCCCCGAGUGUCGAAAGGAUGGAACGAGACCGGCACUCUGGACCAACACAGAGAGUAUCUGCGCAAAGCUCACGAGGAUCCGCAUCAAUUGACCGUCCUGGCCAAAUUUGAUGACACAUUUUUCGCAUACUUUGAAAUCUACUGGGCCAAGGAGGAUCACCUAGGCGCAUACUACGACGCAGGCGACUACGACCGCGGCCGACAUUCCCUCGUGGGAGACGCCCGCUUCCGAGGACCGCACCGUGUGAUGGCCUGGUGGUGCAGCCUGAUGCACUACAUCUUCCUCGACGAGCCGCGAACGAGCUUUGUUGUCGGAGAGCCCAAAGCCACAAAUACCACCGUCCUCGCAUACGAUCACGCGCACGGGUUCAACAUCGAGAAGCUCGUCGAUCUCCCACAUAAGCGAUCUGCAUUCGUCCGAUGCAGUCGCGAGAAGUUCUUUCAAAUUGCGCCUUUCGGCUUCAACGGCGCUGGGACCAUCAAGGGAAACCCGGAUCGCGCAUUGAAGCUUUGAAAUGCUGUCAUACAUACUUUCUUAGCGUGGGCGGUUACUUAAAUUGUUUUGUACUCUAGUGAAACG
Molecule: messenger RNA, 1568 nt
Organism: Paecilomyces variotii
Lineage: Eukaryota; Fungi; Ascomycota; Eurotiomycetes; Eurotiales; Thermoascaceae
Product: acyl-CoA N-acyltransferase
Exons: 2
Coding region: 129-1502 (457 amino acids)
Biological process (GO): siderophore biosynthetic process
Source: RefSeq, a predicted model, not a curated record